Molecule: messenger RNA, 336 nt
Organism: Ostreobium quekettii
Lineage: Eukaryota; Viridiplantae; Chlorophyta; Ulvophyceae; Bryopsidales; Ostreobiaceae
Source: the annotation of a GenBank genome assembly
AUGCUGCCGGGCGGAGCUGAGGGCAAUGGAAUGGAGUCAGCGGUGGCAGACCUGUGGGAUGGCUUUGGGGACUUCUUCCAAGCGGUGUCGACUGGGCAAGAUGCGCUGUUGCGGCGCCGCCUCCGCGGCAACAUUUUCGCAAGUUUUAAACAUGGGUCAUCGUGCCUGCACAGAAUAACUGAAUUUGUAAAAGAAUGUGCAAUAGAAUGUGAACGUAAUAGAAUGUUAACGAAGUCUCUAAUAAUGAUAAUGGCAUGCCGAUUCUUGACUGUUGGCGUCUUCUUUUGUGCAGAUCACGGUUUCAGAGGCCCCUACGAUGUCCGGGAUCGAUUCUGA